UGCCUUCAGUGCACAACAACGCAGGAUAGUGUGUCUGGUCGUACGACUGAGUAGCAGCGUGUGUUAGUCUAAAUACUGUUGGCGUAAUGUGCACAAAACCGAGACUACCCAAAAUUAUGUAUGUGUGUAUGUGAUCGUUAUGAUGCGGGACAGUACACACGCACACAACUAAACCAAAGAGAAGCGUAAAAAAAAAUUCGAUUUCGGGGCACCGCAUCCAUAUACACAUCGUUCGUCCGUUGGAAGUAAAUCGCGUCGACAUUUUAAUUUAGCAGCAAGCACUGUGUGUUGAACAUCGUCGCCAACGAAAAGGGAAGCGACAGUGAAAAGAAUAUCGUUUGGAUACACCGAAACUAAAAUCGAAACAAAAAAGUGUGACAAAGUAAAAAAAAACAGAGCUAAACGAAAAAAAAUUCCAUAAAUUAUUGUGUUGUAAAAGGUUUAAUUCCGUUUAAUUGGUCGACACUCUUCAAUUUUGCUUAAGUGGAGAAAGAAUAAGUGUAAAUGAUAGUAAAAAAAAAUUAAUAAACUUCAGUCGAAACAACUCACACACACAUACACACCCGAUCGGCAUAAUUGAAAAACAUUGAUAGCGUGAACGUUGCAUAAGAUGGAAGAAGAGAAUAACAAACGUGAAACGCGUCGGUCGCGUUCGAAAACACCGUUGACAUUGCGAUCAAGUGUCGAUCGUGAUGUUGAAGUCGACGGCGAAAAGAAAAAAGUAAAAAAGAAUCCAACCGUUGAAACAAUAACUGAAGAAUCGCCGGCCCCAGUUGUCACACAACGCUCCACACGCACCAAACGUAAUGCGGCCAAGGCAACAAAUGAUGAAUCGCAAACAGUUGUAAACAAAGAAACAGUUGCACUGAUUGCAAAUUCAGUGGCUGUUGUGCCACAGGCUAUAUCCGCCUCCGAACAAACAGUGACCAAAACUACAACGGUCAUCACAUCAAAAUCCGUGAAAUCCCUCACUGGCGAACAGUUACUGAAUGAAAAGCAACAGCAUCAAACGCAAACGAUGACCAAAUCAUCUGCAGCCACAACCCGCUCCCGUGAAGCCAAUCAAAACGAGUCAAAUUUGUUGCUGGAACAGAAUGCCAAAUUGAAGACAAGCACUCCACGUGCCAACAAAGACAAAGAUGCCAGCAACAACAGCAACAAUAGCAGUUUCAACAACAGCAGCAGCAUUACGAACGGCACAAAUUUAGAGGAUCAUGUGGCAUUCAAGGAGUACAAAGAGGCCGGCGAAUAUUGGAAUAAAUUCCCAAAAACCGAUUACACAUAUUCAAAACUGUCACAGCAUCGCCGUGAAAUCAAACCGGGCGUGAUUGCGAUGCCAAAUAUGUCGCGUCGCAGUCUGGAGCAUCAUCAAACGCGUGUAAACGAUAUGGUUCGUCGUGAUCCAGCCCAAGAGUCAUUCUUUCGCAGUCGCUACGAGGCAUUGACAACACUGCGAAAACGUCGCGCUGCCGACAGUUACUACGAUUCACAGGACGAAACGGACAUUUCAUUUGGAUUGAAUGGCGGACGAUCAUACACCGAAUCACGUUCGUUCUUCAGCCGCUUGAUCACCGUCAUCACGACAUUCUUCUCGUCGACCUACUAUCACGUGACCAGUAUUUUCCGACGCGAACAACCGCCAUCCAUUUACUAUGCUCGUUUUGCUGAACCGAAGAAGGGCAUCAUUCGACGAAGCUGGUAUAGCAUCACAAACGCCUUUUUGGCCGUGUUCCGCUACAUCUAUUUGGGCAUUUCAACGGUGCUGUACCUCGAUUCACGGGCCUUACAAUCAACAUCACAAGGCAAAAAGAAGGGAUUCCUCAUCGGUCUGCUUGUUCUGCUGCCACUUCUCCUCUUGGGCGGUAAGUUGAACACAUAUUCAAACCUUUUUGUCCAUCAUUUAACGACACCAUUUUUGCGGCCAUUCAAUUUUCUCUCAAUUUUUUUUUCUUAAUUUUUUCAUGAAAAUUAACACAAAAUGGAAAAUUUCCAAAUUUUCUUUUUCUUGUCUAAUUUGAGAGCAUUUUUUGCAUCAUCCACGUUUCACAUUUUAAUACCAUUUUUACUGAUCA
Sitodiplosis mosellana (orange wheat blossom midge) is the source of this 2072-nucleotide messenger RNA. RefSeq names its product klaroid protein-like. NCBI's taxonomy places the organism in Eukaryota, Metazoa, Arthropoda, Insecta, Diptera, Cecidomyiidae. The transcript has 5 exons. The coding region runs from base 611 to 1954 and encodes 447 amino acids. The record is from RefSeq and is a predicted model, not a curated record.